AUGUUUUCUGCUUGGUCUGCACAACGCAGCAUACAGCUGCUGCUGUUGCUCUUUACAUUUCUCGCCCUCACAUCCCUAACAGCGGCAUCCACACCAACGUCCUUCUGCAAAUGCACAUGUUUCUCCAAUAGCACUAUUAUUCCCCUGGACCCCGCCAAGUCGGAAACCUCCUCCGGCAUCGACCACGUCCUCCACUUUUACGAGCGCAACUUUGCCAGCUCAGAACUCGAGCACACCGAUGAAUAUCGCAAGCGAGCACAGACGUACCGGUCCCUAAGCUGCAAUGACUGCAAUCGCAAGUUCUGCCUAGACUACGAGCUACCGACAUGCAAAGGCGCUAAGGAAGACGACGUGUUCACCACCUGCUUUCAACGGGACUCCCGAAAGGACGAGGCAGUGGUGUUUAUCUUCAUUUUCGCAACGGCUGGGCUACUUGCUUGGGCAGCCUGCAAGCCAUGGAUUGAGCGAUACGUCGAGGCCGCACGAGAACGCAGGUCGUACAUCCCCGUUGCUGAGCCCGAUCAUUGA
This is a messenger RNA of Penicillium canescens, 528 nucleotides long. RefSeq lists its product as uncharacterized. The record is from RefSeq and is a predicted model, not a curated record. Lineage: Eukaryota; Fungi; Ascomycota; Eurotiomycetes; Eurotiales; Aspergillaceae. The transcript has 4 exons. Bases 1 to 528 code for a protein of 175 amino acids.